Molecule: messenger RNA, 1272 nt
Organism: Histoplasma mississippiense
Lineage: Eukaryota; Fungi; Ascomycota; Eurotiomycetes; Onygenales; Ajellomycetaceae
Exons: 3
Coding region: 1-1272 (423 amino acids)
Biological process (GO): fungal-type cell wall organization
Cellular component (GO): cell surface; fungal-type cell wall
Source: RefSeq, a predicted model, not a curated record
AUGAAGCUUGCCAUCUCCGUUGUUUUGACCGUCGCUGCAGCCGGCUCCCUAGCCGCUGCACAAUCCCACAGACACAAUCACCAUCGCCAUAAGCAUGUGAAGCGCUCACCAGAUCCGACUGACGUGGUUGUCGUUCCUGGGCCAACUGUCUAUGCCUACGAGUUCGAGGGUGAGCUCAUCAGCAAGAGCCAAGCUUGCGAUGGAAUCCAGGAAGGGGCCCUUCAGUGGGCCGAUCCUGAUAACGCAAAAAAUGCUUGCGAUCCGCAACCUUCAGUGACCCCACCCAAGGCCGCUGAAUUCUACGAGAAGCCUACGACAACUCAUCCUGCUCCGUCCGCGAGUUCUGAUCCUCCCAAGGACCAGGCUCCCAAUCUUGACUUGCCAGAGGUCAAACUUCCGCUUCCCAUCCCUAAAGAGCCAUCACCGCCCCUAGGCGGCGCUGGAGUCGACCAAGACUUCCCCGACGGACAGAUUGCCUGCUCUAACUUCCCCUCCGAAUAUGGCGCCAUCUCUCUCGACUGGCUCGGCCUUGGUGGAUGGAGUGGUAUUCAGUACGUCACUGUUCAGGGCUCGUCAGUUACCGACAUUCGCACCGGUAUCCAUGGCGACAAGUGUGAGGACGGAGCCAUGUGUUCUUAUGCUUGCGGACCUGGUUACCAAAAAUCCCAGUGGCCUUCCACUCAAGGUGCUACUGGCCAGUCCGUAGGUGGCUUGAAAUGUUCCGGCGGAAAGCUCUACCUCACGAACCCAGGCCUUUCCAAGAAGCUCUGUAUGAAGGGUGUUGGUGGUGUCCAGGUGAAGAAUACCAUGAGUCAAGUCGUCGCCGUCUGUCGUACCGAUUAUCCUGGCACGGAAUCUGAAACCGUCCCCCUCUCCGUUGGUGGAGGUUCCAUCACGGAGCUGACAUGCCCUGAUUCUGGGAACUACUAUACCUGGCAAGGCAAGGGCACUUCCGCUCAGUACUACGUCAACCCCAAGGGUGUCACGAUUCAAGAGGGCUGCCAGUGGGGAGACGGAAGCCGCCCAAUCGGUAACUUCGCCCCCAUCAACUUGGGUGUCGGCAGGAGUGACGGAACCAUAUUUUUGUCCAUUUUCCAGAACGCGCCAACAACCAACGCGAAGCUUGAUUUCAGCAUCAAGAUCGAGGGUAGCAAUUUGAGCGGGGCGUGCAGCUAUAAAAAUGGCAUGUUCUAUGACGCAACAGGAUCCAAUCCGAAUGGAUGUACCGUUGGGGUUACGGGCGGCACAGCAACCUAUGUGUUCAGUGAUUAA